Molecule: messenger RNA, 1690 nt
Organism: Haliotis rufescens (red abalone)
Lineage: Eukaryota; Metazoa; Mollusca; Gastropoda; Lepetellida; Haliotidae
Exons: 7
Coding region: 295-1038 (247 amino acids)
Biological process (GO): apoptotic process; regulation of apoptotic process
Source: RefSeq, a predicted model, not a curated record
GCAAGAACGAACACGUUCGUCUGCAAACGCCUCUCGCCGGUGUUACCUAUCGCUCAGUGAUUUCUAGCGGUCCGAGUGUAAACAAGCGUUGAAUUUACUUACUAAGUAGGUAUAUCGGCUGAAAGCACACCUGUCUUCCGGGAUACCGGCACAGAAACAAGUCCAGCCUACAGCCGGGUACAUCAGUCUCCAGAUUCAAGGUUUGCAGAUGGUGGUGUGACGAGGUGAUGAGUGAGGGCUUGGCGUCUACUCCUUCCUUGCAGUAUUAAACAUGACAGGUAUGGCAGCAGACAAAUGCAUUCAGUCUGUGCAGAUCUUACCACAAAGGCUUCCAACGCCUCCCUGACCCUCAGCACAACGUCCACAACAGUCAACACCACAGUCACAGUCACGUGCUCGGACUCAAGUCAGCGAUUGGUUGGCGAGAGUCAGCUGACCUGUCUCGCUACAGCAGAGUGGAGUGACGGUCUGCCAAUAUGCAUUCGCGACUUUUCCGACAGGGAGAUUAUUAUCCUGGCUGUGACAUGCUCGGUGAUAUUCACACUCAUUGUAGUAUUAGUCCUCAUCGUGCUCAUCCUGGCCAGGAGGAAAUCAAGGACGAAAAGGAAAAGACAUGAACGUCUGGCGCAGACAAUGGAGCGUCUCUCUAUCCGAGACCCACUAGACGAGCUGGUGAGACGGGAGUCACGACGCAGCUCCAUGGGCUACAUGAACGACUCCCUCAACAGCUUGCCUAACACCAACGGCGACAUCAGUAAAAGGAGACUUUAUAAAGUCUGGACAAACGACCGCAGCAGGAAGACAUUUGCAUUUGCUGAUGACCUUGAGGAGUUAGUAGAUCGAGGCCGUGACAAGCUGGGGAUACGGGGCAAGGUCCAGGUGGUGCUGGAGGAGGACGGCACAGAGAUAGAUAACGACGAGAUACUCCGCGCAUGCUCGGGAAAAGUCAUGCUCCUAAAGCCAAUCAGCGACUCUUGGCGAGAUUCGCGCAUGCUCACUGCCUUGGACACAUUGCCACCAGAUAGCACACGGUUUUGAGACAUGGGGGUAACUCGCCAUGGAACUGUUGUCACUCGGGGAACUGACAUACAUGGUAUUUUGUGACGUUAGCGGCGAAGAGGAAGUGUGCCGUAACGAGGAAAGUUAUGAACGCCGAAAGUAAGUGCGACGUCACCGUAUAAUCACGUGCUCGUCGAUUGCCUGUGGUUGUACUGUGUACCGGCGACGUGCAAUAUAACGAUGUGCAACACUGACGUCAGAGUUAGUGGUAGGCGUGUAGACGUGGAACUGUUACUUGUCAUCAAAUUGCGUCAGCUAAACAUUCUCGAGGAAAGAAGUGCACGUUGAGCUGAAUGUGGUUGUUACUGGUGAUGUCACUAGAUGUAUGGUCAAGUCGGAUGGCUAUGUACUCUGGCUUGCCUGAUGCCCCUAGUUCUGUGAUGGUGUCGGGAACCGCUCCAACCACUCUGUCACCGGGUACCUGUGGUAGAACCCGAGGAUACGGGGAUACCAGGCCAACAUUGGUGGUCGAUACAUGACAUGAGGACGUCCAGCGGGAUCUUGCGUGCACAACCUUCAUUAACAUACGUAUGAGAGUGAGAUGCUUGACUGCAGUCUACUCUACACAAAACAUGACUUUAGAGACAUUUUGGAUACUAUUAUCGAUUGCAAAAUAAAAUAUGUUUUCUUC